Molecule: messenger RNA, 2384 nt
Organism: Drosophila nasuta
Lineage: Eukaryota; Metazoa; Arthropoda; Insecta; Diptera; Drosophilidae
Gene: Mccc1
Product: Methylcrotonoyl-CoA carboxylase 1
Exons: 7
Coding region: 100-2187 (695 amino acids)
Cellular component (GO): mitochondrion
Molecular function (GO): methylcrotonoyl-CoA carboxylase activity; ATP binding; metal ion binding
Source: RefSeq, a predicted model, not a curated record
UGAUCGUGUGCGAAAAACACUUGUGAUAAGGCUGCCACUCAGCGCACAGCAGUUCUUUUUUAUUAUUAUAAAUAUUUACAAUAAAUAAGCUCUGCGCAAAUGUAUACAAGAUUAUUGCAACACUUGGGAAACGGCGCUAGGUGCUUGGCUACAAAGGCCACACCGAAAGUGCAGCCCAUCAACAAAAUUGUGAUUUCAAAUCGUGGCGAGAUCGCUUGUCGUGUGAUAAAGACUGCUCGUAAGCUGGGAGUGCGCACAGUGGCUGUUUACUCCGAUCCCGACGAGCACAGUUUGCACACAGAGUUGGCCGAUGAAGCGUAUCGUGUAGGUGAAGCCUCCGCCUAUUUGCGUGGCGAACGCAUUCUUGAAAUUGCCAAGAAAUCAGGAGCACAAGCAAUUCAUCCUGGCUAUGGCUUUUUGUCCGAGUCCGUGGAAUUCGCAGAGCUGUGCCAAAAGGAAGGUGUCAUUUUUAUGGGCCCACCCAGCUCAGCCAUUCGUGACAUGGGCAUCAAGAGCACAAGUAAAGCCAUCAUGGCAGCUGCAGGAGUUCCCAUCAUUAAUGGCUAUCAUGGUGAUGAUCAAUCAGACACUUGCCUGCAAGCUGAAGCCGCCAAGAUUGGCUUUCCUCUUAUGAUCAAGGCUGUGCGCGGCGGUGGCGGCAAAGGUAUGAGAAUCGCUGAGAAACCCGAGGAUUUCCUUACCGCCUUGAACUCGGCACGCAUUGAAUCACAGAAGGCUUUCGGCGAUAGCUCUGUGCUGCUUGAGCGUUACGUGCGCUCGCCGCGUCACGUUGAGGUCCAAGUCUUUGCGGAUCAGUAUGGCGACGCUGUCUAUUUGUGGGAACGCGACUGCAGUGUGCAGCGUCGUCAUCAGAAGAUUAUCGAAGAAGCGCCAGCGCCUGGUUUAUCCGAGGAACUGCGUCGCGAACUGGGCGAAGCUGCUGUGCGCGCUGCCAAAGCUGUGGGCUAUGUUGGCGCUGGCACCGUGGAGUUCAUAUUGGACAAGGAGGAUCUGUCCUUCCACUUCAUGGAGAUGAACACUCGCCUGCAGGUCGAGCAUCCCAUCUCUGAGAUGAUCACCGGCACCGAUCUUGUCGAAUGGCAAAUUCGCAUUGCUGCCGGCGAACCUCUUCCCCUAACGCAGGCGCAGAUCAAACGCAGUGGCCACGCUUUCGAGGCCCGCAUCUAUGCUGAGAAUCCACGUGGAGGCUUUCUGCCAGGCGCUGGCCCAUUGCGCUAUCUGAGCACUCCCAAACCCAGCGCUGAGGUGCGAGUGGAAACAGGCGUUCGUGAAGGAGACGAGGUGUCUGUGCACUACGAUCCCAUGAUUGCCAAGCUGGUUGUUUGGGGCGAGAAUCGCACGCAGGCGCUGAAUUCGCUGAUUGCUCGUUUGGGCGAAUAUCAUAUUUCUGGUCUGGAAACUAACAUUAACUUCCUUAUCGAUCUGGCCUCGCAUCCCGAGUUCCAGUUGGCCAAUGUGCACACAGGCUUUAUUGAUCAGCACUUUGAUACGCUGUUUCCACCAAUUGUCAUCGAGCCACAGCAGUUGAGCCAAGCAGCUCUCUCGCUGAUUUUCAAUGAGCUGCAGGCAGCUGCCACUAAUGCCAGCGGUCGUCAAGAUCCAUUUGCUGCCGCAUCAAAUGCGCGUCUCAAUUACGCGUUGCUGCGAAAAUACAACUUAAAGGCUCAGGACAAGGUUUAUGCUGUGGAAGUUAAGUAUGACAAUGGCGACAUUGAGAUCCGCGUUGAUGGCGGCGCCUGGCAAAUCAUCAAGGCCGAGCGUGUGUUGGAUGGCGAGCGUCUGAAAAUCCGUGCCAACAUCGACAACACAAUCUCCACCUACAAUGCCAACAUUGAUGGCUCAAACGUUACGCUCUUCCUGGAGAGUGGCAAAUUGGACUUUGAGCUGGUGCAGCCCAAGUUUUUGAGCGCUCAGGCAGAUCAACUGGGCAGCGGUGGUUCCAGAGUUGUGGCACCCAUGCCAGGUGUGCUGGAGAAGGUGUUAGUCAAGCCCGGCGAUAAGGUGAAGAAGGGCGACAGUCUGGCCGUGCUCAUUGCCAUGAAAAUGGAGCACAUACUGAAGGCGCCAAAGGAUGCUGUCAUUAAAUCAAUUGGUGGCGCCGAGGGCGAUAAUGUUGCCAAGGGCGCUGCAGUUAUUACUUUCGUCGAUGAGGAAACUGCCAAUUAAGAAUGAUUGUGAUUUUGAUUGCGUACCAGGGAAUUGUUGCAUUUAUCCACAGGAAUAUUUUUGUGUUCUUUGUCUAUUUCUGUGUUUUAUGAUCAGUUUUAAGCUUUACCGCGUGCAUUUAUUAGAUUUAAGCCAUGUAAUGGACCAUUAUUGUUGUCAUGUCCUUUGACGUUAAAAGCAUAAUAUAUUUUUUGAAU